AUGUUCCUGGAUUUAAAUUUGCCACAGUUAUGCCACUUCCCUGUUGAAGUACUGGAGACGUGGAUACUGGCAGUCUAUCGACGAUACAAUGAUGUUCCUUUCCACAAUUUCAAGCAUGCGUUUAUGGUCACUCAAAUGAUGUACACUAUCAUCAAACAGGUGGAUCUUCCGAGCUAUCUUGCACCACUCGAUCUACUGGUACUUUUGUUCUCUGCCUUGUCGCACGAUUUGGAUCAUCCUGGUUUUACAAAUUCUUAUCAGGUGAAUCGCCGUUCGUGGCUUGCGUUACGCUACAACGAUAUUUCACCACUGGAGAAUCAUCAUUGUGCGGUCGCAUUCGAUUUGGUUUCCAUUCCAGCCACCAAUAUUCUCGUUGGUCUCAGCCCAGCCGAAUAUCAAUGGUUCCGCAAAGCCGUGAUUCGAUGCGUCCUGGCUACAGAUAUGGCUACACAUAAAGAUUGUGUCGACCAGUUUCGCGCAGUUCUUCCAAAACUAGUUCCCACCGGUUUCGAUGCGUCUGUCUCAUCAGUGGAGCGGUGCCCAGUUAGCGAGGAUGAUGACGGUCGACCACUGGAUCAUGUGGAGCAGCUUCGCUCCCGAUUGGCUGAUGAUUCGGAUAGUAGACUGACAUUAUUACUUAUUCUGUUGAAGACAUGUGACAUCUCGAACGAGGUUCGACCAACCGCAGUGGCUGAUCCAUGGCUAGAUUGUUUACUGGAGGAGUUCUUUGUUCAGGUAAGUAUCAACGCGACUUGUUGUGUGAGACAAAUUGCUUUUAAACCUUCAUUUCAUCCUCAGUUGACUGAGCGGUGUAUGGGUGACGUAGCAUUGACCAUAGUCAGAAUACCACAUAUCUCUUGCUAA
This is a messenger RNA of Echinostoma caproni, 864 nucleotides long. Lineage: Eukaryota; Metazoa; Platyhelminthes; Trematoda; Plagiorchiida; Echinostomatidae. The record is from the annotation of a GenBank genome assembly.